UGUGGCUCCAAACGGAUGCUAGCAAUUAGCCACUGUUUAGCUACAUGCUAGCUACUGUUUGGAAGCCAUAAAAUGCUUAACACUUGCAGGACGUUCGGCAGCGGCGUCGUCCAGCCUUUCAACGGUUCGGCCUUCUACGUGCACUCAAACUGCCCGUUCGUCCUGACCCGCUUCACCCACAACCGGGUCGAGUGCGACGUCACCGUGCGGCGAGGAGACAACGGGCUGCUGGUCCGGGUCGAGAUCAUCAUCAACAAAGUCAGGACUGUUCUGCAGAAUGGAAGCGUCCUGGUGGAGAAGAAAAGCGUUUCCCUCCCGUACGACCACACCUACCAGCACAUCUUUCAGUUCGGCCUCUACACUCGACUGAAGAGCUCGUUGCUUCCGCUGUCCGUCACCUGGCACGAUGUACCCGGAGGGAUCGACGCUCUGUGGGUGGAGGUGGAGCAGGAGCUGGACACUGACAUGACGGGACUGUGUGGAAAACAUGGCGUCUCAGGCGACAAGCAGCAGCUGAUCUCAGAGAGCGUGCUCAGUGAGGACACGUGUCAAAUCCGAGAUCCAGUCUUUGCUGUUAAUCCAGCAUGCAGAGAGUUCUUCUCCUACACUCUGGACUGUCUCCAAGCCAAAACGCCUCAUUACAUGCAGCUGUGCGAGGAGAACAUUUACAGCUACGAACAAAACAAAGACAUCGCCUGCGCUUUCUUCAAGGAAAUCGUCCUGCAGUGUGGAGACGACAGCUACGCCUGGAACAUAUGGAGAUUCGUCACUAAAUGUGCUCCACCAACUUGUCCUGGAGACCUGGUUUACGUAGAACAAGGUGAUGCCUUCGUUCCCAGCUGCUCCAGCCCCAACCCCAGAUUCUCCAACCUGGACGUCACCAGCUCCUGUGUCUGCCCAAAGGGUGAGGUGCUGAAUGAUCACGAGGAUGGUUUCCGCUGUGUGAGCGUGUCCAGCUGCCCCUGUGUGUUCGCUGGCCGGAGCUACUCAACCGGAGACGUACGAAGCACCAAAUGUCAGUCCUGUUUGUGUGACGGCGGAAGGUGGCGUUGCUCUGAAAACUUCUGUCCACCCAGAUGCCUCAUUGAAGGACAGUUUGUGACGACGUUUGAUGGUAAACAAUAUGCAGUUCCUGGUAGAUGUGCAUACAUGGCCUCGCAGGAAACCUACACAUUCACCCACAACAUGGUCAAACUUGGAGACGAGGAGAUUACUGAGCUCCAUCAGUCUGAUCAUGCCCUGGUUUUCUGGCAGUCCUCCAUGUACGUUGAAGUCCACACGUCCUUUGGCAUGAAGAUCCAGGUCCAGGUGUCUCCUGAAAUCCAGCUUUACAUCACACCACCUAGAAACUACACUGGCACGAUGUCAGGUCUUUGUGGCAACAACAACGAUGACACGACGGACGACUUCACCACCAGCAGCGGGAUCGUCGAGAACUCGGCUCAGCCUUUCGCUCUGUCCUGGAGUCUGAGUGGCUGUGUAGUGAACAUCCUCGACAACUGCAUCAACACUGACAAUGAAAUAUUUGCUGAUGAAAGGUGCAGUGUGUUGACCAACCCAACUGGGAUUUUUGCAAAGUGCCACGAUCAUAUCCCACCUGAUCAAUACAGCACGGCUUGCGUCCAAAGAACCUGCAACUGUGGCGGCAACCUGCAGCAGUGCUUGUGUGUUUCUCUGGGAAGCUACGCCAAAGCCUGCAGCCGUCUCGGGGUGGAACUUGGCGACUGGAGGAAAUCUACCAACUGCACCUUAAAGUGCCAAAAAAACCAAGAGUUCUCCUUCGACGUACGAGCCUGUAACCACACAUGUCGCUCCCUGUCCGGCCCGGACCCUCGCUGUGGGCUGGAAGAUGCCCCCGUGGAGGGAUGUGGCUGCCCUGAAGGAACCCACCUGAACCAGGGACACAUCUGCACCCCGAAGGCAAAGUGUUUCUGCCACUACCGCGGUGGUGCGACGCCGCCGGGGCCCGUUGUGAUGGACGGACGGCAGUGCCUCUGUGAGGACGGAGAACUGCACUGCUCCAAGGACUGUGGUUGCACAAACGGGAAGGUUUGCGUUCACUGCUCAGAGUAUCCAGUCGACACGGCUCAGAAAACCUGUGACAGCCUCAGCAAACCGCAGGGUGCCAAUGCGACCUGUGAGAGCGGCUGUUACUGCCCACAUGACCAGUACCAGGAUCACCAUGGAAACUGUGUUUCUAGGGACAACUGCACCUGUAUGUACAGCGGCAAAGUCUUCAGCGCCGGCCAGCGCGUGAAGACCAACUGUAAAACAUGCGUCUGUGGUUCUGGUCAGUGGCGCUGCAGAGACGAGCCGUGUCCCGGGACGUGUCAGGUUUACGGAAACGGACAUUACCAGACCUUUGACUCCAAAUGGUAUCGCUUUGACGGUCACUGUCAGUACACGCUUGUGGAGGACUACUGUGCAGAUGGAGACGGCUCCUUCUCUCUCAGGGUGGAGAGUGUCCCGUGCUGUGAUGAGGCGUUAACCUGCUCUCGAUCCAUCGUCCUGGACCUGCAGGGCGAAGUCACCCUGACUCUGAGCGACAUGAGGGUGACCAGGCGUCUCCAGAGAGGCUGGACUCCGCGGGAGGAUCCGCUCUACACCACACACACCGUGGGACUCUAUAUCAUCAUCUCAGUGCCGAGCAGAGGCUUAACUCUCAUUUGGGACAAACACACCCGGAUCACCGUCGAGCUGCAUGCCGACUGGAGGAACAAAGUGUGUGGCCUCUGUGGGAAUUUUGACUCCAACGAGAUGAACGACCUGCAGACAAGCGGCUCAGCGGUGGGCUCCAGUCCUCUGGCGUUUGGUAACAGCUGGAAAGCCGCCACUCCUCCUUGCUCUGAUGUGACCACCGAGGUAUUUCCAUGUGAACGAAACUCCUACUGCUCAGCCUGGGCCCAGCGGCGCUGCAUGAUCCUUA
Molecule: messenger RNA, 2926 nt
Organism: Stegastes partitus (bicolor damselfish)
Lineage: Eukaryota; Metazoa; Chordata; Actinopteri; Pomacentridae
Gene: muc5e
Product: mucin-19
Exons: 23
Cellular component (GO): extracellular matrix
Molecular function (GO): protein binding
Source: RefSeq, a predicted model, not a curated record